Lactuca saligna is the source of this 309-nucleotide messenger RNA. The record is from the annotation of a GenBank genome assembly. Lineage: Eukaryota; Viridiplantae; Streptophyta; Magnoliopsida; Asterales; Asteraceae.
AUGGUGACUAUUCAUGAUGGAGGAUCGAGCUCUAGUAUGGGCGAUGGUGGCCUAGGAGGUCCAAGCUUGAGUAAGAGGGAUGUAUGUAACAUCAUCGCUACUGCGGUUUCGAGGAUCAUGUUAGAGGAUUUGCCUAACAUAGUAUGGGAUGAGUUGAUUUCAGUGAUGUAUGAGCGGAUUAGGACUCUUCUGGCUAAUUUGGAGGUCAGUCAACUCAGGACUCGUGAGGUCACCAUCAAGGAGUUUUAUGCUUAUAGGGAUCCAUGUUUCAUCGGGGGGGGGGGGGGGGAGCCUAUCAUCGAUACGUAA